Molecule: messenger RNA, 2553 nt
Organism: Epithele typhae
Lineage: Eukaryota; Fungi; Basidiomycota; Agaricomycetes; Polyporales; Epitheliaceae
Product: actin-like ATPase domain-containing protein
Exons: 8
Coding region: 1-2553 (850 amino acids)
Biological process (GO): cellular response to hypoxia; endoplasmic reticulum unfolded protein response; negative regulation of hypoxia-induced intrinsic apoptotic signaling pathway
Cellular component (GO): endoplasmic reticulum chaperone complex
Molecular function (GO): ATP binding; ATP-dependent protein folding chaperone
Source: RefSeq, a predicted model, not a curated record
AUGACCCGGAUAGGUCUCUUUCUAUGUCUCUGGCUUUCUCUAUGGUCGGACACCGUUCUCGCCUCGGUGCUCGCUAUCGACUAUGGCGCGGACUUCAUUAAGGCAUCCCUCAUGAAACCAGGCCAGCCCUUCGACGUCCUCCUCGACCGCGACUCGAAGCGGAAGAUGCAGACGGUGGUUGGAUGGAAGAAGGAGGACAGGCUAUUUGGAAAGGACGCUGCGAACGUCGCUGGUCGAUUCCCGCUGGACUCCUUCUCCUCCCUCAAGUUCCUGCUCGCCGCGCCCUACGACUCAGAUGCCACCUCGUUCUACACCUCCAUCGCCACCGGGGACACCGUCCGGACCGAGCGCGGCACCGUCGCGCUCCGUCGCUCGGACGGCACCCAGUGGGCCGUCGAGGAGCUCAUCGCGAUGCAGUUCGCGUACGUCCGCGACCUCGCGGAGAGCACCGCGGGCGAGAAGGUCAACGACGUCAUCGUCACCGUCCCGCCGUACUACACCCAGUUCGAGCGCGACGCCGUCGUCGACGCGAUCGAGAUCUCCGGCCUCCGCACGCUCGCGCUCGUCAACGACGGCACCGCCGUCGCCGUCAACUACGCCAUGACGCGCGCCUUCCCCGAGCCUGAGGUGCACGUCAUCUUCGACGCCGGCGCGUCGUCCGUUCGCGCUACGGUCGUAGAGUUCGCUCCCGUGCCGGACCCCAAGGCGAAGACGAAGGUCGUCCGGGACGCGACCCAGAUCACCGUCCACGGCGUGGGCUACGACCGGUACACUGGCGGGACGGAGCUCGUCAAGCGGCUGCGGGACAUGAUGCUCAGCGACUUCCAGAAGCGCUACAAGCGGGACAUCAGUAACGACAAGCGGGCGAUGGCGAAGCUGUGGAAGGAGGCAGACCGCAUCAAGGCCGUUCUCAGUGCGAAUCAGGAGGCUCAGGCCACGAUCGAGAGCCUUGCGUACGACAUCGACUACAAGGGCAAAUUCAGUCGCUCCGAGUUCGAGGCUGCGUGCAGGGAUCUCAAGAGCCGCUUUGCUGUCCCCAUACGCGAAGCACUUGUGCACGCUGGCUUGAAGUUGGACAAUGUCUCUUCCAUCAUUUUCACUGGUGGUGCGUCGAGAACCCCCAUGGUCCAAGAAGCAGUUCGUUCCGAGUUCCCGUCAACCAAGCUCGCGUUCAACGUCAACGCGGACGAAGCCGCAGUGCUUGGUGCGGCGCUGCACGGCGCGGGUCUCAGUCGCCAAUUCAAGACGAAGGACAUCCGGAUCGCGGACAUCGGCCCGUACGAUAUCCAGGCUUCCUACCAGUCCGAGGUCAAGCAGCCCGGCGCGCGUCCGCGUACCAUCAACACGCUCGUUUUCCCUGUUGGGUCGAAGACGUCCACCAAGAAGACCCUGAGUUUCAAGCGCACCGAAGACUUCUCUGGGUACCCCGCAGAAAUCCUUGAGGCGCAUAUCCUUGGGGUCGCAGAUGCUAUCAAGAACUUGACAGAAGCCGGUGGAGCAGAGCCUGUGGUCAAGGCCACCGUCAUGCUCUCGGAGUCUGGCUUCGCGUCCAUCCGCGAUGCCGUUCUGACCGGCGAGUUCAAGGACGAGUCGAUCACUGGUAAACUGAAAGACUUCUUUGGUAAAGGUUCCUCCGAGUCGGUGGACGAGACGACGGUGAACGUGGGCGAAGCCGAGGAGGACACUUCGACCACGACGUCUUCGGCAGCCGCUGCAGCCUCUGCGGUGUCUAAGAAGGAGCCCAUCCCUCUGGAGAUUGAGUCCAAGUUCCCCGCUCUCGCCCCCAUGUCCGUCACGGAGAAGCGUGUUGGGCGCGAAAGGUUGAAAGCCAUCGACACGCAGGAGCUGUCGAAGCGGAAGCACGAAGAGGCGCGCAACACACUCGAGGGCUACAUUUACAAGCUCCGCGACCUUCUCUCAGAUGAGUCGCCGAGUGCUCCCUUCAUGAAAUGCUCGCAGUCGGAGGAGCGCAAGAAGAUUGCGCAAAAAGUUGACGAGACCCUUGUAUGGCUUAACGAACACGGUGACGACGCAAACACGGCCCAAUACAUCGAGCAACGCUCGGCACUAGAGACCCUAGAGAGACCCAUCGUACAUCGUUACAAGGAGAUCGAAGAGUUCCCACAGGCGCUCAACAACUCCCAGUUGUGGAACUGGCACUCGACGCUCUUCCUCGAGGAUGCACGGGCGAACCUGACGCGCGACCUCGAGGCCGGCAUCGCGGCGGGCAUGAGCGCGCCGCUGAAGUACACGAAGGAGGAGCUCGACGACUUCGAGAAGACGCUCAAGGAGCACGAGUCGUGGCUGGACGAGUGGGUGGAGAAGCAGAAGAAGGUGAAGAUGAACGAGGACCCGGUCAUCCUCACGAGCGAGAUGCGCGCGCGCGCGAAGGUGCUCGAGAACCACCUCCAGCGACUCUACCGCAAGCCCCCGCCGAAGAAGCCGAAGAAGACGAGCAGUUCGACCGCGAAGACCGCGACGACGUCGGAGGCCGCCUCCGCCAGCGAGAGCGCAUCGGCGUCCAGCGAGCCUGUGAAGCACGAGGAACUGUAG